Messenger RNA from Pseudocercospora fijiensis CIRAD86, 894 nucleotides. RefSeq lists its product as uncharacterized. Lineage: Eukaryota; Fungi; Ascomycota; Dothideomycetes; Mycosphaerellales; Mycosphaerellaceae. Bases 1 to 894 code for a protein of 297 amino acids. Gene Ontology annotation, cellular component: cytoplasm. Gene Ontology annotation, molecular function: oxidoreductase activity, acting on the CH-OH group of donors, NAD or NADP as acceptor. The record is from RefSeq and is a predicted model, not a curated record. The transcript has a single exon.
AUGGCUGGAAUCCAUGUCGAUCCCGAAGCUGACAAUAUAUCCAGUGGCAUUGGUCUGGCGACUGGUCUUUAUCUGCACAAGCCGGAAUAUAAUAACAAUGUCGUGGCUGUAGACAUAAACCCCAAUCCGCCUGACGCCCGUGAGCUUGCAAACUCGCCAAGAUUUCUCUACGUGCAAUGUGAUGUGCUGUCCUGGGCAUCACAACGAGCUGCUUUCGCCGCUGCGGCAUCAAAGUUUGGCGGCAUCGAUCACGUCUUUGUGAACGCAGGGCUUGCAGAAGUCGGCGAACAGAUCUGGACGGAUGUCUACGACAAGAAUGGCCAGCUUCAGGAACCUGUUCGAGCUACAAUAGACGUGGACAUUCGCGCGGUUGGAGAUAGUCUCAAGCUUGCCAUGUACCAUUUACGAAACGAUGGCAAGGGUUCGAAGAAAGGCAAAGGUGGCAGCAUUGUCAUGACUGCUUCACUAGCAGGCUACCUUGCCUCUGCCGGCGCGCCACUCUACUCCGCUGCCAAACAUGGCGUCGUUGGCUAUCUCCGUGCGCUGAAAGGCGAUUGUGCAAAGAACGGUAUUGCCAUCUCUGUCAUCGCCCCUGGCAUUACUCUCACCCCGAUCAUUCUCGGACGCCGGGAAGGUCAGAGUCUGGAGGAUUGGGCCAAAGACAUGUCUGGGAGAGGUGUUCCGAUCAACACUGCAGAGACCAUUGGGCUAACAGUCGCAAAUCUUAUGGGCCAAGGGAUGAAAGCUAACGGUUCUGGCGUCCUGAUACAAGCAAACAGGAUGCAGGAAUUGGAAGGCGGCAUAGCCAAGAGUCGGCAGCAAUGGAUGGGCAAAGAGAUGCUUGACCUGUUCAGAGGUGGCAGGAAGGCACCGCUAUUUCCUAAUAAGCUGUAA